Soboliphyme baturini is the source of this 117-nucleotide messenger RNA. NCBI's taxonomy places the organism in Eukaryota, Metazoa, Nematoda, Enoplea, Dioctophymatida, Soboliphymatidae. The record is from the annotation of a GenBank genome assembly.
GAAUACAAGGAGACGUACAAGCACGAGCCGGAAUACAAGGAGACGUACAAGCACGAGCCGGAAUACAACAAACCUGUCCACGACUACAAGCCACAACAUUACCAGUCCUUCCUCUAA